ACCCAAGCCCCAGCUCCAGCUCGGCUCCAGUGGGGAUCCGCCGCCCGCACACCCAGCGCUGCAGCCGCCCCAGCUCCGCAGACAGUGGUCUGCGCCCGCGCCCUUGGAACGCGCCCCCAGCACACGGGAUCCUUCCAGCAGCCCCGCGUGCCCCCUUGCGCCCCGGGAUCGGUCCGGCGGCCGCAGCUGCCUCCUUGGAGCGCCCGCCUGCGCGCCCGGCUCUCCGCUCCCCGGCGCUCUCGGGGGGCCCGCCCGCCCUGCACCCUGGAGCACCGGGCCACGAGCUUCUGCCAGCUCCUCUGGAUCCUCGCGGCCGUGAGCAGCGGCUGCCUCGCCUGUCCGCCCGGAGCAGGACCCUCCUUGCUGCAUUUGCCCAGUAACUCUGGCUGUGCCGCCCAGCCCUUGGGUAAGACGGGCACCCCGGGAACAUGGCAGACGAAGACCUCAUCUUCCGCCUGGAAGGCGUGGGUGGCGACCCACCUCGGGCUGGGGAUUCAGACGCCGACAGUGACGAGGAAGAGGGUUACUUCAUCUGCCCCAUCACCGAUGACCCCGGGACACACCAGAAUGUCAGUUCCAAGGUUCAUAACUACUACAGCAACCUAACAAAAAGUGAGCGCUACGGCUCCAGCGGGUCCCCGGCCAGCUCCUUCCACUUCAAGGAAGCCUGGAAGCAUGCCAUCGAGAAGGCCAAGCACAUGCCUGACCCCUGGGCCGAGUUCCACCUGGAGGACAUUGCCACAGAAUGUGCCACGCGUCACAGGUACAACGCCGUCACAGGGGAGUGGCUGGAGGAUGAAGUCCUGAUCAAGAUGGCAUCUCAGCCCUUCGGCCGGGGAGCAAUGAGGGAGUGCUUCAGAACGAAGAAGCUCUCCAACUUCCUGCACACCCAGCACUGGAAGGGGGCUUCCAACUACGUGGCAAAGCGCUACAUCGAGUCCGUGGACAGGGACGUGUACUUUGAGGAUGUGCGUCUACAGAUGGAGGCCAAGCUCUGGGGAGAGGAGUAUAAUCGCCACAAGCCUCCCAAGCAGGUGGACAUCAUGCAGAUGUGUGUCAUAGAGCUGAAGGAGAGACCAGGCCGGCCCCUCUUCCACCUGGAGCAUUAUAUUGAGGGCAAAUACAUCAAAUACAACUCCAACUCGGGCUUCGUCCGUGAUGACAACGUGCGCCUGACGCCGCAGGCCUUCAGCCACUUCACCUUUGAGCGUUCCGGCCACCAGCUGAUUGUGGUGGACAUCCAGGGUGUGGGCGACCUCUACACCGACCCGCAGAUCCACACCGAGAGGGGCACUGACUUUGGAGAUGGCAACCUAGGUGUCCGUGGGAUGGCUCUCUUCUUCCACUCUCAUGCCUGCAACCGGAUUUGCAAGAGUAUGGGCCUCGCUCCCUUUGACCUCUCCCCGAGAGAGAGGGACGCAGUGAAUCAGAACACCAAGCUCCUGCAAUCAGCCAAGACCAUCUUGAGGGGGACAGAGGAGAAGUGUGGGAGCCCCCGGGUGAGGACCCUCUCUGGGAGCCGGCCCCCCCUGCUCCUUCGCCUCUCAGAGAAUUCUGGCGACGAGAACAUGAGUGAUGUGACCUUCGACUCUCUCCCUUCCUCGCCAUCUUCAGCCACGCCGCACAGCCAGAAACUGGACCACCUCCAUUGGCCUGUGUUCAGCGACCUGGAUAACGUGGCACCUCGAGACCCUGACCAUCUGGACAACCACCGGGACUCUGAGAACAGUGGGGACAGCGGAUACCCCAGUGAGAAGCGGGGUGAACUGGAUGAUCCAUAUCCCCAGGAACAUGGCCACUCGAAUGGUAACCGGAAGUACGAGUCGGAUGAAGACAGCCUGGGCAGCGUCGGACGGGUCUGCGUGGAGAAGUGGAACCUCUUCAACGCCUCCCGCCUCCACCUGCCCAGGCCUUCGGCUGUGGCCCUCGAAGUGCAGAGGCUCAACGCUCUGGACUUUGAGAAGAAAAUCGGGAAGUCCAUUUUGGGAAAGGUCCACCUGGCCAUGGUGCGCUACCACGAGGGCGGGCGCUUCUGCGAGAAGGACAAGGAGUGGGACCGGGAGUCGGCCGUCUUCCACCUGGAGCAUGCGGCCAACCUGGGCGAGCUGGAGGCCAUCGUGGGCCUGGGACUCAUGUACUCACAGCUGCCUCACCACAUCCUGGCCGACGUCUCUCUGGAGGAGACAGAAGAGAAUAAAACCAAAGGAUUUGAUUACUUACUGAAGGCAGCGGAAGCUGGCGACAGACAGUCCAUGAUUCUGGUGGCCCGAGCUUUUGACACCGGCCAGAACCUCAGCCCAGACAGGUCCCCAAACUGGCCAGAGGCUCUGCACUGGUACAACACUGCCCUGGAGACAACAGACUGUGAUGAGGGCGGCGAGUAUGAUGGGAUGCAAGAUGAGCCCCGGUACACGCUACUGGCCAGGGAGGCGGAGAUGCUGUUCACAGGCGGCUACGGGCUGGACAAGGACCCACAGAGAUCAGGUGACUUGUAUACUCAGGCAGCGGAGGCAGCAAUGGAAGCCAUGAAAGGCCGGCUGGCCAACCAGUACUAUGAGAAGGCUGAGGAGGCCUGGGCCCAGAUGGAGGAAUAACGCUGGGAAAAUCACUGCCAGCCAGUCCCAAGCAGAGGGCUAGGAGGGGGGAAAAAGACCUCUUUGCUCGUUUGGAGGUAGGGGGUGGGGGUGGAAGGGGCACAUAUUUUUAGCACCUUGUAAAUCAACUUUUGUAUUUUAUUUUUUGACUCUUGAAAAUAUCUUUACUACCAGCGGAGACACUGCAGCUGUCCCCUAGGGCCGCAUUUUGGGGGCGUAGGAUAAAAAAAAAAAAAAAAAAGCAGCCUAAUGAACCAACAUAUCUUUUUGAGGUUCUUCUGUGUUUUGUUUUUAUGAGAUGUAAGAAAAUAUAUCUUUUGUGCCGUGGAUGGCUUUGCUCCUCACCCUUUUCAGGCUGGGCUGGUAUCACAGAUCCCCAGAGCCUGUGUUUCCUCAGCUGGGAUGGGGCGCUGCCUAUUAACUUUCCACAGGGUGUGUAUUGUCAUGACCUCCCACAAAGCCUUCUUCCUCAGAGCACUUGGAAGCAUGCGAGGCAUUUUGAGGGAUGUGAGAUUGUAUAAUACCCAGAUCCCCUUCUGCCAUGGAGGAGGGCACUCACGCGGACUGUUUCUUUUGGGUUAAUUUCCUUCCCGAAACACAACUGCUUUUCUGGAAUACAGCCAAAUUCCGUUCUUAAGCAUGUUUUCCACAACGGGCUUACAAAACAGAUUUGAUAUAUAUAUAUUUUUUCUUUUUAGGGCUGCUCCCGAGGCAUAUGGAAGUUCCCAGGCUAGGAGUGUAAUUGGAGCUACAGCUGCCAGCCUACACUAUAGCCACAGCAGCAGCGCAGGAUCCCAGCCGCGUCUGUGACCUACACCACAGCUCAUGGCAACACCAGAUCCUUGACCCCCUGAGCGAGGCCAGGGAUCCAAUCAGAGUCCUCAUGGUUCCUAGUCGGGUUCCUUAACCGCUGAGCCAUGAUGAGAACUCCGAGAUUUGAUUUUUUUUAUAUGCACACUUUUACUACCUCGAACUCCUCCAUCAGCCGGUGUGAGAGUGGGUGCACCGCAAAACCUUUAUGUGUAAGAACGGUGGCUUAGAAAGUUGCAGCUUUUCCUCCAAGCAGUUGUGUACUCUGCAUCUCAGAGGCAGCAUCCACAACGAGGCUGAAGCACCCCGUGUACAGUAUUCCUCCAUGUUUUCUCAGCAUUUGCUGUUCUUUUGCAGAAGCUACUCCUCAACUCCCCGUCCUUGGCAUUUUCUGCCUGAAGCUCAGCGGAUUUUUCUUGUAAUUUGCAGCGGGAUGCUUUCAGCAGCAGCCCCUUGAGAUUUGUCUAAGCUGUUGGAGAAUGAGAGGGCAAGAACUGUAAACACUCAUUAAUUCCAGUGGUUUCCCCAGGGCCACGCUAUGGCUGUCUGUAUUUAAUGAGCAUUCCCUUUCAAAGGAAUUCAGAUUUAAUAUCAGUAUGAUUUCAUUUGGUGUUUCAAAUAGCAAAGAAAACAGACUGCUUUGAUCAACCCCAAGUGCUGAAGCAGCCUCUCCUUCUUUGUUGAAAAAUCAAAAUAAGAAUUCUCUCAUGACACAACGGGUUAAGGAUCUGGCCUUGUCACUGCCGCAGCUUGGGUGGCUGCUGUGGCGCAGGUUUGAUCGCUCGCCCAGGAAUUUCCAUGCGCCAUGGACGUGUCCGGAAAAAAUUAAAACAUAAAAAGGCAGAACAUAAUCUACAAACCAUUCUCAUCUGCUCAUCAAAACAAGUCCUUCAGCCUGUUAAGGUUAAGUGUUAUGGAGUCAUGGCCCUGUACACACACUAAGUUCCAAAAUUCAGGGUGUGCCCUUAAGGAAAAAUCAAGCGGAGUCAAAAUUACCCCUGAAAAAUCCUUUAGAGCAUCUAUAAAUGACAGUAUCCCUGCUGUAUUUGGACUCAUCCCAGCCAGUUUCCUUUAGAAGUUGGAACGGAUCCCCCUUUUUCCAUUUGCACUAGAUCAGCUGUUGGCUUGCCUUAAAUUUUUUGUUUGUGUGCCUUAAACCAAUGCUUUUGAAAAUUUGCAUGUUAAAUGUGAGUGAAAAGUAACUUCAUUGUGACUUACAUCUUCGGAGGCAUCAAGCCUCAUCUAAUUGAUGCUUUGGUUGUGGCUGUUAGUUCAAUCAGCCUUCUCUCUCUCUCUCUGAGAUUUGAUUAUGCAAGUCAUUUAUAUUCCCUGACCACUUGUCCCAUUGCUGAAUUAUACGUCAAUGCUUUCCUCUAAUAUGGAUUGGCAGCUUUUAUGUAAAGGGUCCGAUAGUAAAUACUUUAAGCUGUGCGAGCCAUAUAAUCUCGGUUGCAGCUACUCAGCCCUGCUGUUGUAGAGUGUGUCUAUCCAUGGGCAAUGCCUAAACCAGUGAGUGCAACUUUAUUGAUAAAACAAGCUCCCUGGGCUAUAGUGUGCCAACCGCUACUCUUAUCCUGACUAAGAGCUACUAUGUGAAUCACUGGGGGAAAGUGUUACCUCAAUUUUUCAGCCUCCGGUGCUUGAAAACAUACUGUGUUGGCACAGAGUAGGCCCUCAAUAAAUUCAUGAACAAUGGAGAACAGCCCCAGUCACGGCACUCAAUCUUUGUAGCUCUGGUUCCUUCAUUGUCUAGAUUGGCUUGAGCCAUCACCCCUGCAAAUCGCUCAGCUGCAUGGCCUGAAUGUCGGCAGGUGAUUCCCCUUCUGCAGGAGGCUGGGAUGGCCUGCAAAUGCUUCCUUAAGGACCAUUGAGCCAGCAGAAUUUAUUCCACCUUCGAAACUAGUUCUGUGCCUCCUAAAACUGGAUGGGGCAUCUUCUUUUCCCACAAAUGCCGGGCAUGAAAAAAACAAAAAACCCCCAGGACAUUCCAGCCCAACGAACUGAAAAGACAUUGGAGAUUAUUUUCAAGUGCAAGAAACAGGCGAAGAGCCAGGAGAUAAACAGAGUCAAGAUAUAACUGGUACUAGCCAUCACAGAGAAUCCAAGGUUCUGAAAUGUGGACUCUUUCCAAGGACCCUGCUGGUUAGAAGCGAAGCUGGAGCUAGGGUUUGAGCGCUGCUCUUACCCUGGGAAUAAAAAUUAAAGUUCAACUGGACUGUAAUGUCUUUCAGUUCUGCGAUAGCCUUAAGAAGGAAAAAAGCUUUAACAUAAGUGGGAAAAACUUCCCUAACUCCAGUGCAUCUGCAUGUCCUUAUCCCCUCCUCCUCACCUGAGGCCUUGUGGAGAUUGAUCAUCAAAUGCAACUUUGAUGAACCAAGCCAGGUAAAUGACUGCUGUUGCGCUUUUCGUGACUUCCUUUCCUUUAGUCCUGGCACAUUUGUCUGCGGUACUAGAUGUGUUUUAUGCAUCAACCAAUGUUUACACACGUAUGUGCAGCUUGUGUGGGGAGAAAGGAGACAAAAUAUGCAUAUUCUCUGAAUUCGUGCCUGUUACUCUUUUUUUUUUUUUUUUUUUUUUUUUUUUUUUUUGGUCUUUUUCGGGUGCACCCGUGGCAUAUGGAAGUUCCCAGGCUAGGGGUCUAAUCGGAGCUGUUGCUGCCGGCCUACACCAGAGCCACAGCAACGCCAGAUCCGAGCCAUGUCUGCAACCUACACCACAGCUCACGGCAACGCCAGACCCUUAACCCAUUGAGCAAGGCCAGGGAUCAAACCCGAAAGCUCAUGGUUCCUAUUCGGAUUUGUAUCUCCUCUGCCACGAUGGGAACUCUCUGUUACUCUCUUUUCUAAUCUCUGAGGUAACCACUUAACCUAGACAAGGUGGACAUGGGGUGGGACCCAGAGAAGUGGCUUGCAUUACAGAUGUAUGUAUUAAGUUCCAUUUUGCCUUUCCAAAUAAAAUUGUUUCUUUCUGGUCUCAAGUCAGAUGUCUCCUGGUAACAAAUGAGUGAGGUAGCUGGAUGGAGGCAGGGUGAGUUGGAGGGCUCAGCAUCACCUGAGAGGCAGCCCAGAUUCAGCUCUGAAUGGUUGUCGCCAUGAGUGUGAGCCCACCGUCACUCCAUUUUCCAGUUUUUCAAGCUGCAACAAAUUGGAUAUUUUUAUGCAAGGUUUCUUGAUUUUUAGCAUUCUAAUAAAUUCAUAUAAAAUACCUUCCAAA
Sus scrofa (pig) is the source of this 6617-nucleotide messenger RNA. RefSeq names its product eukaryotic elongation factor 2 kinase (gene EEF2K). The record is from RefSeq and is a predicted model, not a curated record. Gene Ontology annotation, molecular function: calmodulin binding; calcium ion binding; elongation factor-2 kinase activity. Gene Ontology annotation, biological process: protein phosphorylation; myosin II filament disassembly; response to differentiation-inducing factor 1. NCBI's taxonomy places the organism in Eukaryota, Metazoa, Chordata, Mammalia, Artiodactyla, Suidae.